Molecule: messenger RNA, 3934 nt
Organism: Drosophila eugracilis
Lineage: Eukaryota; Metazoa; Arthropoda; Insecta; Diptera; Drosophilidae
Gene: bsd
Exons: 5
Coding region: 307-3297 (996 amino acids)
Biological process (GO): peptidyl-serine phosphorylation; signal transduction
Cellular component (GO): cytoplasm; nucleus
Molecular function (GO): protein serine/threonine kinase activity; ATP binding
Source: RefSeq, a predicted model, not a curated record
AGAACGCGGUCACACCUCAAAAUAUGCGCGUGUGUGUGUGUGCAGCAGUGCACAGGAAGAAUGUGUAAUUGUUACGAAAAGUCAAAUGGAAGCAAAAUAAUAGUUGCAAGUAGCUUGUAAAAGUGCAAUUGUGCACCAUUGCACCAAGUUAAAAGUUUGAAAGAGAAUCACCGUUGAAAACGGAAUUGUGCAAAAACAAAACAACUUUUGCAUGCAAAUCAAACUUCACCGUCUGAUCGUGAGACCGAGAAUUUGAAGGAAGUUACGAAGUCUAGAUUCCUAGAGAUCUUAGAUCCAACCGCCGAGAUGGGCAAACGCCUCCAACUGGAGCGCCCGACCUCAGAUCGCAGUGCUCGCAAGCGAAAGCGCUCGGCGAUCAAGGCCGCCGAAAAGUGCCAGCGUUUGAGUGGCGGUUCUAACAGCGCGAAUGGCUUCGAGUUUCACGAGAACGACGAUGAGGAGUCCUGCUCAUCGGCAGGAUCCGCUGGCGGCAUGGACGCGGAGCCCCCCACACUACUACACACUCCGCAGGCACGCAGUCUGCUUCUGACGGGUGCCAGCAUCGCCAGCGAUCACAACAACUCCAGUGUGAUGGAAUCACCGCGUCCGGUAUAUACGCUUCGCCCCUCGGUGGUCAAUGGAACCAUACUGAGGGACGUGCUCUCCAAGGCCUGGCGCUUGGGCCGACCCAUAGGCAAGGGUAACUUUGGGGAGAUCUUCCUAGCCUCAGAUGACACUGUAUGUCCGGCCAGUUCAGAGACAGCCAAAUAUGUCGUCAAGAUAGAGCCGCAUUCGAAUGGACCUCUUUUUGUAGAAAUCCAUUGUCUGAUUAACACAUCCCAAAACAAGGAUUUAUCAGUUGUCGGAGACGAUGCUGCCAGUCUACCAGCCCAACACACGCAUGCCCUCAGCAAGGGACCGCCCUCUGGGAUACCCAACUUUAUUGCGUCGGGGACCCACUAUUUUGGAGACGCUCGCUAUCGCUUUCUAGUACUUCCGCGCUUUGAUCGCGACCUUCAUUCGCUGAUCAAAAACUCCAGAGUGCAGCAAAAGUCCCUCCUUGUGCUUGCUGUACAUAUAAUCAAUGUCUUAGAAAAUCUGCACGAUAAGGGUUAUUGUCAUAAUGAUAUCAAGGCCCAGAACCUGAUGGUGUCCAAGUGCAAAUACCUUAGAAAGCAACUAGUGUCCAAGGGAAAUGGUUACGACGAGCAUUACGAAGAGAAGCAACAGACCACUGACAGUGGAAACAGCUCGGAGCAAGAAACCAAUGACGAUGACUACUUCCUAAAGAAUGAAAAGUUUGCCCUAAAGAAAAUUGCAAAUAUAAAGCAGGACGAAGAUGAAGAUGACGAAGACUUUGAUGAUGGCGCCACAUCGAAUAGCAACAAUAGUAACAGCCUGGAUAUCUACAACACACCUGUGAACAAAAAGCGAUCCGUACGUAGUACAGUUCAGUUCAGCGGCUCUAAUCCGGUGCGGUCUUGUCGUCGCGAGAAGCGCAACUCCAUGUACGAGGAGAUGGUCAAGUCACACUAUCUGCGCCCCACUAAGCGUAUUAGCUACCGCGAAGAGUUUAAUGAGGAAGGGUAUCCUAAGGCGACAACGGAAAACAGUGAUGAGUCACCGGAAUCGUCUGAUAACGAGUCGGAAGAGUUUAUUCCUCCAUCAUCCCGCCGGUCUACUAUCAAAAGAGGAAGGAGAGCUCAGAUAGCCAGUCCGAAAAAGGUUUCGACAAGGGCCACGCGCAACCAGGAGAAGCCAAAAAAGGAGUCAAACGCUGAUCAUAAAGUGCGUAGCAAGGGGGGCAAGCACUCGGACAGCAUCCCAGCUGAAUACAAGUUCCUACCCACCGAGGAGGAACAUGUUUUCCUCAUCGACUUUGGUCUUGCGUCCAAGUACCAGGAUCGCGGAGUCCAUCGUCCUUUCAUCAUGGAUCAGCGAAGAGCGCACGACGGCACCCUAGAAUUCACAUCACGCGACGCUCACCUGGGCGCCCAUUCGCGUAGAAGUGAUCUUGAAUGCCUCGGUUAUAACCUUCUGUAUUGGUCGGAAGGUUAUCUGCCCUGGAAGGACGUCGCUCAGCAGCAGCAACAGGAGAAAGUGCACCGCGCCAAGGAACUGUUUAUGACAGACGUGCCCGAGAUGCUCCGACAGUUUUACGGCAAGCAAGUUCCUAAAUAUUUGGGAGAGUUCCUGCUGCAGAUCAGUCAACUAGCCUACCAGGAGCGACCUGACUACGAACGUUAUCGCAAAAUCUUUAAGCGCGAAUAUCAACGGCUAGGUUACGACCCCAGCGAAAUGCGUCUGAGCAGCGAUGAGAUCCACCGCACACGUAUUUCAACCAAGGAUUUGGUGGAUGGCAGCAGGUGCGACAUCUUCGAGCUGAAUAACAAAAUAGCCACUAAUGUGAUGCGCAACUCCACGCUUAGUACUCCGUUCCAGGAGCAUUCGCUCACGAACCGCGUAUCACCCAAAAAUCUGCGUUCCAAGUCGAAUAAGAAAACGACAAAAAAGAAAUUCUCGUGGGCGGAAGUUCUUUCACAGGAUCCCGAUCAAAUAGCCCGCGAACGGGCAGUCAAGGAGUUUGAGCGGGAGGAGUCUAUUUGUCCGCUGGAAUCCCGUCUUCCAAGGCGUUACGAGGGCAAGCCCACGUACGCGAUACUAGCCAUGGAGCAGAGUCGUCGCGAAAAGGGUUUGGUUGUCCAAGAGCAUAAUGAUGAGGAGGAAGACAAUGAAGAAGAGAACCAGGAAGCACAGGAUGACCAAGAGGAGGACGAUGAGGAUGAAAAUAGCAAUGAAGGCGAGGAUGAAUCGGAUGGCGUAACGGAGAGCAAUUGCUCCGAUCAUUCCCAGAAACCUGCGCGGGGUCGACCCAAGGGAUCCACCAAGAAGCGAAUCACCAGCAAGCAGAUCCAGGCGCAUCAUAAUCAAUCUCCACAGAAGGCCAUUCGUGGAGUGGGCCGACCAAACAAGAACUCGGGAGUCGUCAGAUUCGCCGCAGGAGCUGUCAGCAAGAGCCGCUCCACCCCUCUUUCGGCAGUGGCCAGUAACAAACGUGGCUGCGCCACACGCAAAGAGAAUUCCACUCUGGCAUCGGCCACCGGCGAAGGGGAACGAAUAUUGAAGUCGAGCCGUACGCGCAGAGCUCUUUAUAAGACUGAACCCAAACACGGCGAGCAUGAUGCGUUGAACAACUCGAGCCUGGUCGAAGUGCAGAACCUGUUCGUCGAAUACGAUGACGAGAAUAACUAUUGCAAAGGUCGAAGUGUCCACUCGUCCAGGCACUGUCGUAAAUGAUUACCAGCUGACAAUUAGGAUUUGAAACUAAGGACGAUUAUUAGGAAGUCAGACAACAUGAGGAGAAGAAAACAGAAUAGAGAAGCAGAACAGAUGAAACCUAGAUUCGCUUUCAAGUAUUUUUUAGUGAUAGUUAAGAUACGAACAGGACAGAACCUACUUAUAUACAAAUUUCGGACCUAGCUAGUUAGACCGACAUUUAUGAUGUGUAAUUUUGGUUUUUAAACAUUUAAUCGAUAAGUUGUAAUGUUUUUCUGAUUGGCACUCUCAGCUCCAUAGGGAAGAAGUUGUUGAAUUAUCCUUUAUACCAUGUAGUACCCAGUUGUAAGAGAUGUUUGUGUGUUAAAUCGGUGCCCAGGAGCAGUGCACCAUUGGCCUUUAUAGCAAAUCCUUGAUUUUUAAAUUUUUAGUUUUAAACCUAUCGAUGUUAGUUUUGUUAGUUUAUAUUACAUAUUACAGAUUUACCAACCGUUUCACCCACAUUUCAUGCAACCAGGUACAUACUCUCCUCAAAAAGUAUUUAAUAUAACUAGAUAAUGGUUAUUUCAUAAACAUGAUAAAAUUCUAAGUUAGGAUAUAUGCGUGUAUAAAAACAGCGGAAAUAAAUAAAAUAGAAUUGUAUUUCCUUAACAAUUAA